AGUCAAAUAAAUCUAUAGUUCGUUAACAAAACGUGUUUCACUUAUGACGUCAUAACUUAUUAACAUGGCCACUUGAAAAGCUCGCAGAUUAGUUCCGUUUUCAGGAGUAAAAUUAACUAUUCUACUGAACAUAAAAUGUUCAUUUAUAUAUCAAAUUGAUUGUAAAACUGUGGAUUUUUAGUUAAAGGGGAAAAAAGAGAGGGUCUAAAUUAAUUGCGUUAACACCUCCAACUUAAAUCACAUACCAUAAACGUGGCAGGCAAUCAGAUUAGAUAAAUUAAAACAAUUCAUAUGCACUUCUUCGGUCCUUUUAUCGCUAUGAGGUAAAAAAAUAUGGUUUUUGUUUCAAAAUUUCGUCGUAUUUUGUUCGCAGUUUGUGUAGUCUGUGGAGUAUGCCUGAUUUGUGUUCUUUACGAUAACUUUCCUUGGAAAAUAGUGCUUGUUAAUCGAACCUUAAACGUUUCACAUGUCCUUAAUGGCGCAGAGAUUUCAGGACAUUCGCUAUCGAGGUUAAAAAACACGAGUUUAAAAGGUUUAAUAAACUGUCAUACUUGGGCACUUCCUUGUGAAGUUUCCUUGAAAAGAUUCAUUGAAAAUCCUCUUUAUCCGAUUUCUCCAAAUACUCAAACAUUAGUUGACAGUUUGUCGUUAAAAUGGUCAGAAAAAAACAGCAAAGAUGUUAACACGUUGGGAAGGAGGAUGUUUGGCUAUCUUCUUGCUCCUUACAGUGGUAUUUAUGUAUUUAGUUUGACAACAAAUUGUGACGUUGAAUUUGUGUUGAGCAAAGAUGACCAAGUUAACAAUGCCAGGCGUGUACUUGAAAGUGAUGUACAGAAUAAUAAUAAAAGUCAUCUGUUCCAAUUUUAUUCCUUGGAGAUUUAUCUAAAAAAAAGUCAUUAUUAUUACAUAGAAGUUCUUCUUACACAGCAACCAAAUGGUGCAUUCUUUCUGAAAUGGAGAAUUCCUACUGGGCAGAGGUUUGAGGCAAUUACAACAGAUUAUAUCUUCACCUUCAUGCCCAAUAACUUGGUUUUUAAGGAUUUUAUGGAGCUUGUUCCUUUGCAUAAUCAAUGGCAAAGUUUUAUAUACCGUCAUCCAAGACAUUCAAUUUUACAAAAUACAGAACAAUUGUUGUCAGUUGAUAAGUAUUUAGAAUGGGACAAUGUUAAAGAGGCUCUACCUUUAUGUAAAUAUCAACCAGGAUUUGUUGGUAAAACAGUAUUGCAUCGUUAUCAUGCUGUUAAGGACUUUGUUAAUCCUUCAUAUGUCUAUCCCCAAGUUGCACAUUCAAACAUAAAUGAUGGCAAAUGGAUUCCAUGGUUUCCAUUGAAUGAGAAAGAAGCACUUGACAUUGUUGAUUUAUUUCUUAACCAUCUUGAAACUGCUUAUCCACGGCAGUAUAAAUUAAAAAAAAUCCUCAACAUUGAAAGAAAACCUGAUUGGCAUGAAAGCAACCCAGUAUUUUACCAAGGAACUUUGAAGAAUGGUGACAGAUUUUUCUUGGAACUUUUGUUGUGGGAUGAAAAAUCAGGAGAUGAAAAAGUCUUGUCUGAGUACAUUUAUCAACCCACAAAAAAUUCAUCAUUAUGUUACCCUGAAGGAAUGCAAUGGAAUAAGAAAGCACCUGUUUAUCUUUUGAUAUCAGCUCGAAAACAAGCCUCAUGGCUGUGGUAUUUUAUUCAUAAUGUUGGAAGGAUUUAUAAAGAAACAAAAGAUGAAAAUCUUCAUGUUGUGGUUUACGACUAUGACAGUACUGAUAUCAAUAUUGAAAAGGAAUUCAUGCGUAGUUCUUUUGAAAACUUUGUGAUUUUAAAAAAUCCUGAUUCAAUGUACUCUCGGACUUUUUCCCUUAACAGAGCAGCAGAAGCAGUUAAAGAUCCUCAUGCAAUCAUAUUUACCAUUGAUCUACAUCUAGAAAUACCACCUACUUUUGCUAACAAUGUUCGCAAGCAUUGUAUUUAUGACAAAAUGGUGUACACACCAAUCCUUACAAGACUUGUAUGUGGUGCAUCACCUUCAUAUCCCUCUGGGUCAUGGGAUCCUUGGGGAUAUGGAAUGUUUGGAGCAUGUAAGGCAAAUUGGGAUAAAUUCAAAGGAUUUGACGAAGUACAGUUUCGUACGAAGUGGGGUGGGGAAGACUGGGAUCUAGUGGAUCGUGCAUAUUGGUCUGGACUGGAGUUUGAGAGAAUUAAAAUGGCAGAUUUUUAUCACUAUGAUCAUUCCAAAGUUGGAUUGUGGACGUAAGGUGCGUAACACGAUCUAUUUCUUUGUAAGUUUAUAAUACAAAUUUACAAAGAAAUUUGUCAUUUGGAAUAAUUCUGAUUGGAAUAUUAAAACAAUUGUUCAUUACAAACUGUGUAGGUGCUAAAUCAUUUAACUAUGUAAAAUAGUCAGAUGUAAAAUGUAGUGUAUAAAUAACCAUGUUUUAUUUAAUGAAACCAGAAAAAGUAUUGUGAUAUUAUUCUUCAACCAACAUUUGUGUAUUUCCACAUUCAAUUCCUGUUAAAAUCUCGGAAUACAGUUCUGUCAUCUAAUAAAAAAUAACAAAAUAAAA
This is a messenger RNA of Xenia sp. Carnegie-2017, 2554 nucleotides long. Its product is annotated as beta-1,4-N-acetylgalactosaminyltransferase 3-like. The transcript has 3 exons. The coding region runs from base 334 to 2244 and encodes 636 amino acids. The record is from RefSeq and is a predicted model, not a curated record. Gene Ontology annotation, molecular function: acetylgalactosaminyltransferase activity. Lineage: Eukaryota; Metazoa; Cnidaria; Anthozoa; Malacalcyonacea; Xeniidae.